AUGGUGUCCCCGGUCACCGUGGUGAAGAGCGAGGGGCCCAAGCUGGUGCCCUUCUUCAAGGCCACCUGCGUGUAUUUUGUGCUCUGGCUGCCCUCGUCCAGCCCGUCGUGGGUCAGCGCUCUCAUCAAGUGCCUGCCCGUCUUCUGCCUCUGGCUCUUCCUUCUGGCCCAUGGCCUAGGAUUCCUGCUCGCCCACCCCAGUGCCACACGCAUCUUUGUAGGGCUCAUCUUCUCCACCCUAGGCGAUGCCUUCCUCAUCUGGCAGGACCAGGGCUACUUUGUACACGGUCUACUGAUGUUUGCUGUGACCCACAUGCUCUACGCCUCAGCCUUUGGCAUGCGGCCAUUGGCUCUUCGGACGGGUCUGGUGAUGGCAGCGAUGUCGGGCCUGUUCUAUGCCUUCCUCUACCCAGGCCUCUCCGGUCCCUUCACCUACUUGGUGGGGGCCUAUGUGGCCCUCAUCAGCUUCAUGGGCUGGCGGGCUAUAGCAGGGCUACGGCUGGUCGGGGCGGCCUGGCGCUGGACUGAGCUGGCAGCUGGCGGUGGUGCAGUGCUCUUUAUCAUCUCUGAUGUGACCAUCGCUGUCAACAAGUUCUGCUUUCCCGUGCCCUACUCGCGGGCACUCAUCAUGUCCACCUACUAUGCUGCCCAGAUGCUCAUUGCCCUGUCAGCUGUUGAGGACCGGGAGCCAGUGGAAGACUACAGACUGAGCAAGGCCAACUGA
Messenger RNA from Pipistrellus nathusii (Nathusius's pipistrelle), 723 nucleotides. The record is from the annotation of a GenBank genome assembly. NCBI's taxonomy places the organism in Eukaryota, Metazoa, Chordata, Mammalia, Chiroptera, Vespertilionidae.